Messenger RNA from Myxocyprinus asiaticus (Chinese sucker), 2374 nucleotides. Its product is annotated as cytosolic Fe-S cluster assembly factor narfl-like. Gene Ontology annotation, biological process: iron-sulfur cluster assembly. The transcript is spliced from 11 exons. The coding region runs from base 35 to 1471 and encodes 478 amino acids. Gene Ontology annotation, cellular component: cytosolic [4Fe-4S] assembly targeting complex. Lineage: Eukaryota; Metazoa; Chordata; Actinopteri; Cypriniformes; Catostomidae. Gene Ontology annotation, molecular function: 4 iron, 4 sulfur cluster binding. The record is from RefSeq and is a predicted model, not a curated record.
AAAGGGCGGGGCCUGUCCGAAAACGUUGUACACAAUGGCGUCGCAUUUCAGCGGAGUACUGCAACUUACAGAUCUGGAUGAUUUUAUUACUCCGUCUCAGGAAUGUGUGAAGCCAGUGAAGGUGGAGAAGAAACAGGGAAGAUCUGUGGCCAAAAUUCAAAUAGAAGAUGAUGGCAGUUAUUUUCAGGUCCAGCAGGAUGGCCAAAGGCAAAAGUUGGAGAAGGCAAAGAUUACUCUAAAUGACUGCCUCGCAUGCAGUGGCUGCAUUACAUCUGCAGAAAGUGUCCUUAUAACCCAACAGAGUCAUGAGGAACUAUAUCGUGUGCUACGUCAUAAUAAGCAGCAGGUUAGCAGUAGUGAGCAGAAAGUGGUGGUGGUGUCUGUAUCGCCACAGUCAAGAGCUUCACUCGCUGCACACUACGGUCUCAGCAGCAGUGAGGUCGCUCUUAGACUCACCAGCUUCCUGAAGAACUUGGGUGUUCAUCAUGUGUUCGAAACCGGCUUCAGUCGGUCUUUCAGUCUGUUAGAGAGCCAGAGAGAGUUUCUAGAGCGAUUCAAUCGGAAGGACGUGGAUAAGAAAGCCUUACCAAUGCUGGCGUCUGCCUGUCCAGGGUGGAUUUGUUAUGCUGAGAAGACUCAUGGGGAAUUUAUCCUCCCUUAUAUCAGUACGACCCGCUCACCUCAGCAGAUGAUGGGAUCUCUAGUCAAGGGUUACUUCGCCGCUCAGAAGGGAGUUUCACCACAGAACAUCUACCAUGUGACUGUGAUGCCUUGCUAUGAUAAGAAGUUGGAGGCCUCAAGACCAGACUUCUACCUGAGCAAGUAUGAGACUAGAGAGGUGGACUGUGUCAUCACUUCAGGUGAAGUUCUGAAGAUGUUGGAAGAGCAGAAUGUUUUUUUGAGGGACGUGGAACCGGCACCUCUAGACUCAAUGUUCAGUAAUGUAUGUGGAGAGGAGUUGCUGAGUCAUGCAGGAAGUGGAUCAGGAGGGUAUCUUCAUCACAUAUGCAAACAUGCAGCCAAACAACUCUUCGGGGUUGAAAUAGAGGAACUUACAUACAAGACAAUGAAAAACAAGGACUUCCAGGAAGUGACUCUAGAGAAGGAUGGUACAGUUCUGUUGCAGUUUGCUGCUGUCUAUGGCUUCCGGAACAUUCAGAACCUGGUGCAGAAGCUGAAAAGAGGGAAAUCACCUUAUCACUUUGUAGAAGUAAUGGCAUGUCCAUCAGGAUGCCUUAAUGGCGGAGGGCAGCUCAAGCCGUCAUCAGAACAAUCCAAAAAGGAGUUGCUUCAGCAGGUAGAAGAAUUGUAUGGCGCUGAACGCACCUCGACGCCUGAGGAGGACACACGAGUGGCUGAACUUUACCACAGCUGGUUAGAAAGCGUUGGAGAGGAGAAAGCCAGACUGUUACUCCACACACAGUACCACGCAGUAGAAAAAAACACCAGUGGACUCAGUAUAAAGUGGUGAAGAGCCUAGAUGUUUCUGAGACACUGAUUAACAAUUUCUGUUGUUUGUUUGGACCUUUCAAAGGAACAGUUCACCCACAAAUGAAAAUUCUGUCAUCAUUUACUCACCCUCUUGUUGUUUGAAACCAAUAUGACUUCCUUUUUUCUGUGGAGUACACAGGAAAUGUUAAGCAGAAUGUUAGCCUCAGUCACCAUGCACAUUUUAUUGCAUUUUUCACUGAAAAUAAAUGGUGACUACCAUUCUGCAUAUCAUAUUUAGUGUUCCACUGAAGAAAGAUGUAGGGGUUUAAAACAACAUGAGGGUUAGUAAAUAAUGACAGAAUUUUAAUUUAUGGGUGAACUAUCCCUUUAAGUCCAUCUUUAGCAUGGAUUUGACACUACACCAGCUUAACACUCAUAAUCAUGUGUUGUACAAAUAUGGAAAUAAUUGAACAGACUGAUUAAGUAUGUUUUCCUCAAGCAAAUAUUAAAAGCAAAUGCUGAAAAUGUCUGGUUGGGACAUGCUUUUUUUUUUUUUUCAUAUCAAAGAGGCCUUUGCAUAUUAUUUUAGCCAUACAUCUUGAUAAGACCCACCGUUUGAUUUUGUUUUUUUUAACAUUGCCAUACAUUUUCAUUUAUAGUUUCUUUUUAUUAUUAUUAUUAUUAUCAUUUUUUAUUUUAUUUUUGAUGUGUGAUACCUGAACAUUAUGAAUGCAAAAGAGUGUCUUGUCUAAAGUGAUCCUGCUAGAAUUUAUGGUUGUAUGCACCAAAAACAAUAUUUUCUGUUUUCUUAAGAAUGUAUUUUGGUUAUGAUAAUAACAUAAUUAUGUAUGUAAUCAUUCCAUGUAUAUAUAACAUUUUUCAUGUAUUUGUGAAUUUAUUUACUGUUUUCAUUUUUUUGUUAAUAAUAAAGUGCCUGAUUUUA